Messenger RNA from Aedes aegypti (yellow fever mosquito), 3001 nucleotides. RefSeq names its product protein Wnt-6 (gene Wnt6). Gene Ontology annotation, biological process: canonical Wnt signaling pathway; multicellular organism development; neuron differentiation. NCBI's taxonomy places the organism in Eukaryota, Metazoa, Arthropoda, Insecta, Diptera, Culicidae. Gene Ontology annotation, cellular component: extracellular region. The transcript is spliced from 5 exons. Bases 1329 to 2654 code for a protein of 441 amino acids. Gene Ontology annotation, molecular function: cytokine activity; frizzled binding. The record is from RefSeq and is a predicted model, not a curated record.
GAGGCAGUGUGAGAGUGUUGUUUGCCCGUUUCCUGAGAGCGCAGUUUUUACUCCACCGCAGCGCCGAAUGAAAAUAAGCCGCAGUCAGAUAAAAUCCGAAAGAUAAUUAGUAUUUAGUUCGGGAAGUGUGCUUGAACCGGCCAAAUGUACUACCGCGGUAUUGCUCGGAAGCGGCGGCCUGCAGUGUUCAUCGGUUAGUGGUUGUGAUCUUGAGGCCAAUCCAAGUCCGUAGUGUGCUAGGCGUACCGCGCGUGAAAGUUUUUCCGCCCCGUUUCGGGGUCAAGUGAAAUCCUCCCGGUGGCCCUCGGGUUGCCCAGGUGGUCCCUCUUUUUCGUUUUGCAAAUGGUGGUGGUCCCAAUCUCGCCCUGGAGUUGCUGCGUAGUAGUGUGAAGAACUUCGGCUGUCAAUUGGCUGCAGGACCCGGCGGGGGACCGGCGGUGGAAACUCCCCUCCCCGGUUCGGUUUCACACGCAAGUGUCCACGGCCAACCCUUUUCGAAAGCUACUCUCGUGUCCACCGGCCGGGCAGAAAUUAAUGUCUUCCUUUUCACCGAAAAUGACUUCCAAAGUGAAUAAUUACUCAUUGACACAGAGCAAUUGGUGCUGGUGGGCUGCAAUCAUAAUUAAGGCCAGCAACGGUAACGGCGGUGACGACGAAGACUUCAGACGAUCGCAGUGGUGGACAGGUCCGGGAUCUGCUGACAUUGUGGGUGAAGCAGCAGGGAACGUGUAGUUGCGUUGACAACGAGAGCGGGAAAUGCUAGUCCUGAACACCGAAAGAGCAGUUCCAUGCGAAAUUGCCAUCAGGAGCAGUGCGUGUGAUAUUAGCCCGAGGGCGCGAAUUAACCGAAGAGGCAAAAAAAAGCAGUUACUGAUCGUGGUUGGUCGUUGUUGAACCCAGCACUUGCCAUAAUUGAUGACUUGAACAGAGUGACGCUUUUGAACAACGAAACCCGCCGUACAGAGGAAAAAAAAAAAUUCUCGCAAAAAACAGUCUCUCGAUUGGAUCACGACUUAAUUAAAAUUCAAUAAAAUCCAUACAAGAAACUGUACAGGAAGAAAAAGUGCUCCAACACGGUGAAAAUCUCCGGUGCCCCAGUGAACCCGAGAAUCAAUUGAGGAUAGCGGUCGGUCAAGGAGAGAGGAACUCUCGAUAUAAUCGCUUUUAACGGGCUGUGAUAUUUUGUUGCGAUCGUGACGAGAGGCGAAGAGUGACAGGGAGGGAGGAAGUGAGUGCGAGGAUCAGCAAGUGACAGGAGCUACGGCAGCAACAGCGCGAAUUGGUCGUCGUCGAGAAGCGGAACUCCAGUGCAACUAGCAAGUGGCAACAUGCGUUUUGUGCUGAUUGGAAUUUAUUUGAUAUUAAUUAUGCCCAUCACGGGAUCUUGGUGGGCCGAGGGCAGCAACAUUCUGCUGGAUCCGGCGCAGGUCUGCGAGAACAGGAACAACAAAAAGACCAAACGGCUGGCCGGGAAGCUGGCGGACAUCUGCAAAAAUGACACCUCGCUCAUGAAGGAGAUCAAACGGGGCAUCAGCCUGGGCUUCCGGGAGUGCGAGAACCAGUUCCGGAACAACAUGUGGAACUGCUCGUGGACGAUCAAGCGCAGUAUGCGGCGGAUACUGACCAGGGAUACCCGCGAGACGGCGUUUGUACACGCGAUCACAGCCGCCGGAAUCACGUACGCCGUUACGAAGGCAUGUACGAUGGGCGAUCUGGUGGAAUGCUCCUGCCAGAAUCACGUCAAGAAGAGCGUCCAGAACUUCCCCCAGGGUGCCGGGGUUGGAGACGUCACAGGACUUGGCGCCGGAGGAAUCAAUGGACCUGGACCUGGUCCUGGUGGUGGGAAAAAGGGCGGUCGUAAGGGUGAUAAGAACGGAGCCGGCCCAGGACGGAAGGUGAACACUCGCAACACGAUGCUGAUUACUUCGUAUCGGAAUGUCAAUAGCAAUUUUAACUAUAAUAGUCUGCCGGUACCAGGUGCCAACAAGAAGGACGUUUUGAAAACGUUGCAAGGGCAGCAGAAGUCCACCGCUGCCAACGGAGGGAAGGAAGGCAGCUGGGAGUGGGGUGGAUGCGAUGACAAUGUGAUUUUUGGAUUUAGGAAAUCCAAGGAUUUUCUAGACGCUCGACUGCGGAAGAAGAGUGACAUUCGGACGCUAGUGAAGCUGCACAACAACAAUGCCGGGCGAUUGGCGGUCAAGCAAUUCAUGCGGAUGGAGUGCAAAUGUCACGGUCUGUCCGGGUCCUGCACCAUGCGUACCUGCUGGAUGAAGAUGCCUCCAUUCUCGGAAGUGGGAACCCGUCUCAAGGAACACUUUGACGGAGCAACCAAGGUGAUAGCCCGCAACGAUGGCCACAGUUUUAUGCCGGACGACUCAUCGAUCAAGCUUCCCACCAAACGGGAUCUGGUGUACACGGAAGAUUCGGACGAUUUCUGUGAACCCAAUCCGAAGACGGGUUCCCUGGGGACUCAUGGACGGGAGUGUAACAUUACUUCGAACGGUGUCGACGGUUGCAAUUUGAUGUGCUGCGAACGAGGCCAGUCCAGAAAACAGGUUGAGGUCAAGAAAAAUUGCAAAUGCAGCUUCAAAUGGUGCUGCGAGGUGACCUGUAGUACCUGCAUCGAUAUCAAGGAGGUCUACACCUGUAAAUAGGCAUCAUAAACAAGUGAUGGAUACGGAAUGGAAACUCUUCAGGCAAAAACCCGGCAAGACUGAUCCAAGUGACAACAGUGAGGAAACGAGUAUUGUUCUAGAAGUGAUUUUGGCUGUAAUGUUAUGUUAAAGGUAUGAAAGGUAGAAUUUGAAAUUGAACCCAGUUGAGCAAACCCAAGAAAUUGUUGUUUUACGGCGCAGUAUGACUUACCAGAUCUUUGAAUAAGCUUUAAACACUAUGUUAGGAUUGAUUAUUACUAAAACCGAUUGACUAAUAAGUAGAAUAGGUUGGCAAAUAUUUAUUGUUAAGUGUGGUUAAACCAAUGCUUUGAAUACAAUUUCCUAAA